This is a messenger RNA of Melanotaenia boesemani (Boeseman's rainbowfish), 2223 nucleotides long. It is a transcript of the gene hdac10, whose product is annotated as histone deacetylase 10. The record is from RefSeq and is a predicted model, not a curated record. Bases 74 to 2098 code for a protein of 674 amino acids. Gene Ontology annotation, cellular component: histone deacetylase complex. Gene Ontology annotation, biological process: chromatin organization. Gene Ontology annotation, molecular function: histone deacetylase activity. The transcript is spliced from 20 exons. Lineage: Eukaryota; Metazoa; Chordata; Actinopteri; Atheriniformes; Melanotaeniidae.
ACAUACAGAUAUCCAAACCACAGACACUAUACCUGAAGAAACAAAAAGUGCAGUCCACUCUGCAAUAUCGACGAUGGGAACGGCUCUGAUUUACGAUGUCGAGAUGACAAGAUACAAACUGCUCUGGGUUGAUCCUGUAUGCAAGAUCGAGGUACCCGAGCGUCUUACAGUGAGUCAUGAGGCGUUGGUCAGGAGUGGUCUUGCUGAUCGAUGCAUCUCGGUACCUGUUCGUGAGGCUACAGAAGUAGAGAUUUUGCUAGUUCACAGUGAGGAAUACUUGGAGGCAGUGAAAAAGACUCCUUACAUGACUCUGGAGGAUUUAAAGGAGUUCACCCUCCAGUAUGGUGAUGUCUACUUCCACCCAAACAUCUACCACUGUGCCAAACUGGCUGCAGGGUCUGCACUUCACCUGUUGGAUAGUGUUAUGACGGGGAAGGUGAGGAAUGGCAUGGCUCUGGUCAGACCACCAGGACACCACAGCAUGCACAAUGCUGCCAAUGGCUUCUGUGUGUUCAACAAUGUGGCAAUAGCAGCUCGAUAUGCCAAACAAAAGUAUGGAGUUAAAAGGAUUUUGAUAGUAGACUGGGAUGUACAUCAUGGUCAGGGGGUGCAGUACUGCUUUGAAGAUGAUCCAAGCGUUCUCUACUUUUCUUGGCACCGAUAUGAGCAUCAGAAAUUCUGGCCUAAUCUUAGAGAAUCAGAUUAUGACAGUGUUGGUAAAGAUAAUGGGGCAGGUUUCAACAUAAAUGUACCAUGGAACAAAGUGGGAAUGACAAACAGUGACUAUCUAUCAGUGUUCUGCCACAUCCUUCUGCCAGUCGCAUAUGAGUUUUGCCCAGACUUGGUCUUGGUGUGCGCAGGCUUUGACUCAGCCAUCGGUGACCCAGAGGGGAAAAUGUGUGCCACUCCGGACAUCUUUGCCCACUUGACUCAUCUUCUGAUGAACCUAGCCGGAGGGAAACUGUGUGCUGUGCUGGAGGGAGGAUACAACUUGACUUCCUUGGCCCAGUCUGUGUGUCAAACAGUUCAGACAUUGCUUGGAGAUCCCCUGCCUCGACUUUCAAAUCUCAGCGCCCCCUGCAUAAGUGCAAUUGAGUCCCUUCAGUGUGCCCGAUCAGCUCAUAGGCGGUACUGGUCCAGCCUCAAUCAUGCAGCUGAUGCACCUACCUCAGAAAUCAGCACCAAACGGGCCAAAUUAGCAGAAAAAGAAGAUGAAAGGCCAGAAAUAGAAGAGGAAGAGAAAAGCCCAGAAGAAGAAGUUUGGCCCGAGCCUCCAAAGCGCAUCUCUCCUACUAUUCGUUCUGCUUCAGUGCUUCCUGAUGACGUAGUCUGUCCAGAGGGUUGUCAACGCUACAGCUCCUCUGAGGAUCUCAAUCCACUCGUACUCAGCAAACUAAAGGAGAAUUUCCUCGAAGAUGUAGACGACAGUGAUGCUUUCACAGCCUUCUCUAAACUUAUUACCCUGAUAGAGAAAAUGGCGAAGGAUGAGAUCUGCAAUGGCUUGGCGCUGGUCCGCAACGUAACCACGGCGAUGAUGUGCGUUAUCCAGCAUUCUGCAGCUGCUCCUGGCAACCGGGUUUUGGUUGUGUGUGUCGGUAAUGGGACGAUCCCCAGCCGUAUAACCAAAGAUGGGAAAACGCUGGUGGUGCAUAUCAGCAGUGAAGACAGAUGGGAAGAGAGGAGCAAAUAUUAUAUUCCCCUGUGCCUGAAGAAGGGCUGCGGUGACACGUCAGGGUUCGUACACAUUGUGUUCGGCUUCCUCCUACCUCUGGGAUACGAGUACGACCCCAGCCUUGUUCUGCUGGUUCGGAUGCCAGAUAGUGGAGUGUGUGAUGGCGUGUGGCAGCAGCUAAUAGGCUUGCUGCAGAGCUUUGCACAGGGACACACACUGGUACUGAUCCAGGAGGAGGAGAAAGCUUUUCUGGACCUCACAGCUUCCACGCUCCUUGGGAACCCUGCACCUCCUUUGGAGCAGCUUCAGGCCCCAUUCACUGAUGAUGUGGAGGCUCUGGAGAGGCUGAGACACAGGUUGCAGGCUGACUGGAAACUCCUGCAGACAACAGUGUCGCCGGAAAGUGGAGGAGCUGAUGAAUGCUGAAACUGUCCUAUUCCUGAUUAAGCAUCGUGAUCAAAAAGAUGUCUGAUCCAUUUUUUAAUUUUUGGUAGUUUUUGUUUCCAGCUGAUUUUAUAAAUUUUUUUAUUGAUUAAUAAAAUGAGAUUUUA